AUGGCGAACAAUUCGUCGUCUUCUACCGUGAUUGACAUACCCGCUGCUCUUCGAUCACAGGGGAACGUAACUGUAAUUGGGGUAGUUGUCGAUGUUUUCCAAGGCGUGUUCAAGACGUCGAACUCGCUUUGUAUAACCUUCACUUUGAAGUCUGAUAAUUUGAAGAAUGGCCAUGUGUGGGAUGGACUGAAAGUCAAGUAUUUUAAAGAUAACGAGUCUCAUCUGCCUCCUGUGCAAGAGGGUGAUGUAGUCCUACUGCGGAACCUCUGGAUUAGAAAUUAUAACGGUAAGCCACUCGGGAUUGCAGGGGACAGAGCGAACGUACCAUGGGCUAUCUUCCGCUUUGACCCGGACCCAUUAUGUACUAAUGCACCUAUUUCCGGUCCGACUCCCUUUGAGCCGUCCUAUACGGAGAAGAGACGAUGUCAGAGUCUACUGGAAAGUAUCACUGGGCUCUCAGAGUUCCGAAAUGCUUCUGCUCCACAAGUGACAGCUCCCCAGUCCUUUACCUCCCAAGCUUCAAGCUCGACGCAGGAUGCCCGGACGCAAAGGAAGCUUACCGCUAUAAAGGAUAUCCGAGAGGGUACACUUGUGGACCUGAUCGGUGAAGUAGUCAAGCUGUACCCACAGAACAGCGAGAAAGCACUCUUGUACUUGAGCGACUAUACAACAAAUAAGAAGCUGCAGGAUCAUACAUCUAUAGAUGAUGACCUCGAUGGUGAUUCGUUCUAUCGGAGCAGGAAGAAGUGGACUGGUCCACCCGGCCAAAUGUCCCUACCCGUAACAUUAUGGGAGCCACAUGCGAGCUUUGCCCGAGAAUAUGUUAAAGAGGAUGAUAUUAUCAGUUUGAAAUAUGUUCACAUCAAGGCAAAUCGUCACAACCUAACGCUCGAAGCUAGCAUGCACAACGCGCGUUACAAUAACGUGCACUUAGUGGAUCCUGAAAAGAAUGAUCAUGCUAAAGAGCUUCUACGUCGGAAGAAGGAUUACUACAGAGGAAUCAACACUGGAAAGCGGAAGGCUGAAGAAGAUGCUAAGCCAACAGAUGGUCUAAAAGCCCGCAAUAAGAAAAGAUUGGGGGGCAUGAGAGAAGAAAGCGAAGCAACUCGACAAUUGAAAGAACGCAACAAACCUAAUGAACAUGUAAAAGCUAGUUAUGAAGGCGUUCGUGGACGGAGGAUCGAAGAUAUCGUUACAAGUGAAUUCCAUGAGUUUGAGUCCCAUGACGGUGUCGAGUAUCGUCUUCCAUUUCAGAACCUGUGUUAUAAAACUACUGUUCGUGUUGUCGACUUCUUCCCUCCAGAUAUAAAAGAUUUUGCAGUCCGUCAGCAGCCUAAGGAGAAUCACUCGGGCAGUAGCAUGUACCGAAACGCAGAAGACGAUGGUAUCACUCGAUGGGAGUGGCGUUUUUGUCUCCUCAUUGAGGACGCAUUACCCCCUCCUCCUGGGCAGCCAAAAGAACAGAUAAAACUUUUUGUGUCUGAUGCCAACGCAGAGUUUUUGUUGAAAAUGAGUGCAACCGACUUGCGCAAAGACUCCGAGCAGCUGGCGAUUCUACGGGAGCGGCUUUUCAUUCUUUGGGGUGAUCUUGAGGAACGGAAGAAGACAAAUGCUGAAGAAAGUGGUCAAGGCCCUCCAAAGUUGGACCGUGCCUCCUCAAGACCAUUCGUAUGUUGUAUACAGGAGUAUGGUGUCAAGUGUUCCCAUCUCUCGGACGCAGAUGCAAUGUCUGACAAUACGUCUGGGUGUAGUCGCGAGGAUUGCUUCGGUUGGGAAAGGCGAUUUGGUAUGUUUCAAACAACUAUUGAUUUAUGA
Molecule: messenger RNA, 1815 nt
Organism: Aspergillus bombycis
Lineage: Eukaryota; Fungi; Ascomycota; Eurotiomycetes; Eurotiales; Aspergillaceae
Product: telomere-binding alpha subunit central domain protein
Exons: 4
Coding region: 1-1815 (604 amino acids)
Biological process (GO): regulation of telomere maintenance via telomerase; telomere capping
Cellular component (GO): chromosome, telomeric region; nuclear telomere cap complex
Molecular function (GO): G-rich strand telomeric DNA binding; telomerase inhibitor activity
Source: RefSeq, a predicted model, not a curated record